This is a messenger RNA of Spodoptera littoralis (African cotton leafworm), 1113 nucleotides long. The record is from the annotation of a GenBank genome assembly. NCBI's taxonomy places the organism in Eukaryota, Metazoa, Arthropoda, Insecta, Lepidoptera, Noctuidae.
AUGGCAAGUUCGACCCUAGAACCAGGUCAGAUCAUCAAGCCAAUCAUCGACCACGAGGGAGUGAAGGCACUGGCCGAGCGACUGUACGGUAUCUCAGUCUUAGAGCUGAAGGAACUGAACGGCUACGAUGACAAGAACUACAAGAUUGAGGAGGACCCCAACGUGAAGAAUCCAUUGAUUACGUCACACAGCGAACAUGGAUAUGUGCUGAAGAUCAUGAACUCUAUAGACUCGCAGAACCCAUCCGUCGUCGAGGCCCAGAAUGAGAUUAUGAACUUUUUGGGUACUCGCUCCAUCACAUGCCCGAAGCCAAUCCGCAACGUGUAUGGCCACCUGCACUCCAUCGAGAACAUCGGAGGCAAGCAGCACGCCGUGCGCCUGCUGGAGUACGUGCCUGGUGAGCUGCUGCAGGGAGUGCCCAAGUCUGAGCAGCUGUACUACCAGGUCGGGGAGUUUGUCGCCAACCUGGAUAAUAAGCUGCAGAACUUCAACCACUCCGGGCUGGUGACCCGCGAGCACACGUGGAUGCUGACCAAGGUACCCGAGCUGGAGAAGUUCAAAUACGUCAUCAAGGAUGCUGAGAAACUGGAACUCGCUGAGGAGGUAAUAGAAGAGUUCAAGUACGCAGUUGUGCCACGACUGGACGAGCUGGAGAAGGGUGUAAUCCACGGAGACGUUAACGAGAUGAACGUACUCGUCGGCCUGAAGGAGGGAGGCAGCAAAUCCGACUACCGCGUGACUGGCAUCAUCGACUUCGGUGACAUCCAAUACUCAUACUACGUGUUCGAGCUGGCCAUCACGAUGACGUACAUGAUGCUGAUCGCUGGAGACCCUCGCGUCGGAGGCUACGUCCUCGCUGGGUACACGGUCAACAGGCGUCUGCCUGACGACGAGUACAGGCUACUUAAGACAUUGAUCUCAUCCCGCUUAAUCCAGAGUUUGAUUCUUGGGGCGUACACUAUUGAACAGGACCCUAACAACACGUACGUUACAUCGACUGAAAGAGCUAACGGUUGGGAAUUAUUGAAGAAGAUUCGCAAAUCGAAGCCCACGGAAGAUGUCGACCCAACUGACUGGAAGGAAAUCGCCAACGAAUACUUGACCAGGAGCUAA